Serpula lacrymans var. lacrymans S7.9 is the source of this 4404-nucleotide messenger RNA. RefSeq lists its product as uncharacterized. The coding region runs from base 1 to 4404 and encodes 1467 amino acids. The record is from RefSeq and is a predicted model, not a curated record. NCBI's taxonomy places the organism in Eukaryota, Fungi, Basidiomycota, Agaricomycetes, Boletales, Serpulaceae. Gene Ontology annotation, biological process: transmembrane transport. The transcript is spliced from 20 exons. Gene Ontology annotation, molecular function: ATP binding; ATP hydrolysis activity; ABC-type transporter activity. Gene Ontology annotation, cellular component: membrane.
AUGCCCGUUGACCGUUCUCCACUAACAGAUAUGCGAAAAGAGCAAUCUUCUCUACCGGAACGUACUGGCUUAUCUGCAUCUCACGUAGACGUCGACUAUUUCGACCCCCAAGGAGUCAGAGAACUCCGUCGUGCGUUGAGUCGACCGUACAGUCAACAAAUUAUAUCAGAGGCAUCGCCAUCUUUGGAAUCCACUCACGGUCCAGGAGAUGCAGACAGUUCUGAUACGGUCCUGAAUCAUCCAAAUGAUCUGGAAAGAAACUUACGCUAUACCUUGAAGAAGCGCGAUGAAGCUGAUAUCAAGUCGCGCGAGCUUGGAGUACUUUUUGAGGACCUUCGUGUCGUUGGACUGGGUAAUUCUGCUUCAUUCCAACAGACAUUGGGCUCCUUACUGAACCCCUGGAACAUCAUAAAAUCCAUCAAUGACUCUCGCCAUCCUCGUUUACGCGAUAUACUGAAAGACUUCCGAGGCGUAGUCCGACCAGGCGAAAUGCUUUUGGUCUUAGGUCGACCGGGGUCUGGUUGUAGUACCUUCCUCAAGGUGCUCGCUAAUCAACGAAAGGAAUUCCACGCAGUACAUGGAAACGUCCAUUAUAACUCGUUUUCUCCAGAAGAUAUCUCUCAUCGCUAUCGCGGUGAUGUCCAGUAUUCCCCAGAGGACGAUAUACAUUUUCCUACUCUGACUGUGGAGCAGACAAUCGGCUUUGCAGCUAAGACACGAGCACCGCAUUCUCGUAUCGAUGGUCAAAAUCGACAGGACUACCGCAAUGUCACGACUGAUGUUUUAACGACGGUAUUCGGAUUAAGACAUGUCAAGAAAUCACCAGUUGGUAAUGCUGCAAUAAGAGGCGUUUCGGGUGGAGAGAAGAAACGAGUAUCUAUCAGUGAGGCAUUGGCAACUCGAAGUCUUCUCAAUUCUUGGGACAACUCGACGCGGGGCCUUGAUGCCUCUACGGCUGUUGAAUUUGUACGCGCACUUCGCAUUGCGACGGACGUGGGUCGCCUUUCCACUAUAGUCUCGAUUUAUCAGGCAGGUGAAUCCCUUUACGAGAUGUUCGACAAAGUUUGUGUCAUCUACGAGGGAAGGAUGGCCUACUUCGGGCCCGCAGACCGCGCAAGACAAUACUUCAUUGACAUGGGCUACGAGCCUGCGAAUCGCCAGACUACUUCAGAUUUUCUAGUUUCAGUCACAGAUCCCCAUGGUCGGAUUGUCCGCACUGGAAUGAGUGUCCCUCGAUCAUCAUCUGAAUUUGAAGAAUACUACAGGAGAUCUGACAUAAUGAAUAUCAAUGAAAAAGAUAUGGCCUCCUUCCGCGAUCAAGUUUUUGGGAAAGAUCAUCUGGUAGCUUCAUAUAAGGCGAGUGCCAAAGCAGAUCAAUCCCGGCACACAUUCGACUCUAGCCCAUACACAAUCUCAAUCCCAAUGCAAGUGCGGGCGGUAAUGACAAGGAGAGUACAGAUUCUGAAAGGUUCUUGGACCGCGCAGUUAAUCAAUACUAUGGCAUUCAUCCUUCAAGCUAUCAUUCUGGGUACAACUUUCUUAAAACUUGCUCCGGCUACUUCUGCAUUUUAUUCUCGUGGAGGUAUACUAUUUUUCUCUGUAUUUUUGCCUGCACUCUUUGCAAUGUCCGAAAUUCCUUCCCUCUUCGCCCAGCGCCCAAUCGUCCGACGCCACCAGAAAGCUGCCAUGUAUCAUCCCUUUAUAGAAGGAUUGGCGAUGACUCUAGUCGAUAUCCCGGUCACGUUCUGUACCAUCUCUAUUUACUGCAUUAUUUUGUACUUCCUUGUGGGGUUACAGCGAACAGCUGCACAAUUCUUUACAUUAUUUUUGUUCGUCUUUGUAACCGCAAUCAUUAUGAAGUCUCUCUUUCGCGGAUUAGCUGCGUCGUUCAAGGCAGAGGCCCCGGCACAAGCUAUCGCAGGUAUAAUGGUCCUGGCGCUUUCUCUUUACACUGGCUAUCUCAUUCCUAUGCCGUCCAUGAUCGGUGGGUUAAAGUGGAUUACCUACAUCAACCCUAUCCGGUACUCCUUUGAAGCGAUACUUACAAACGAAUUCCACACUUUAAAUGGCUUAUGUACAUCAAUUGUUCCAAGUGGGCCUGGUUACGAGAAUGUACAGGAAGAUAACAGAGCCUGUACAACAAUAGGAUCAACUCCUGGGAAUCUCUAUGUCGAUGGCAAUAUAUUUGCUGCGUUGUCCUUUGGAUAUUCAUACAACAACGUCUGGCGGAAUCUCGGAAUUCUGAUCGCCUUUUGUAUUUUCUUCACCACUUGGCUCCUUGUUUUUACAGAAUUUAAUACAGCGUCAGCUGGACAAAGCUCAGUUACAGUGUUUAAGCGCGGAUCUUCGUCUUUACCUGUGCAAGAUGCCACCGAUAGCUCAAGCAACGAUGAAGAGAAAGAUCAAGCGACCACAGCCACACCCGUUGAAAGUCACUUGGAGUCUCGUGUCCAAUCAGAGAAAGAUGCCCAGGAAGCACUAGCAGAGCAGCCUCGGAUGACAGAUAUCUUCUCUUGGCAGCAUAUCAAUUACGACGUGUCUGUAUCCGGAGAAUCCAGGAGGCUGCUGAACGAUGUAUCGGGAUAUGUCGCACCAGGAAAGCUUACUGCACUCAUGGGCGAAUCAGGAGCUGGGAAGACAACGCUCCUGAACGCACUAGCAGAACGGAUUGAUACUGGUACUGUGACCGGAGACCGUUUUGUGAAUGGCCAUCCACUUCCGAGGGAUUUCCGAGCGCAGACUGGCUACUGCCAGCAAACAGAUACCCACCUUCCGACAAUGACGGUCAGAGAGUCCCUUCUGUUCUCAGCCAAGAUGCGUCAACCUCUGUCUGUACCAAUGGCAGAGAAGGAGGCUUACGUCAAUAAAUGUUUGGCGAUGUGUGGUUUAGAGGCAUUUGCCGAAGCGACAGUAGGCUCUCUCGGCGUAGAGCAUAAGAAGCGUACUACUAUUGCAGUAGAGCUGGCUGCUAAACCCCAACUUCUUUUGUUUCUGGACGAACCCACUUCUGGACUUGAUUCUCAAAGUGCAUGGGCAAUCCCGUCUGCUGAACUUUUCCAGGUCUUUGAUCGACUUUUGCUACUCCGCAAGGGAGGUGAAACCGUGUACUUUGGUGACCUCGGGAAAAAUGCAACAAGUCUCCUACGCUACUUCGAAAAGAAUGGUUCACGCUCUUGCGAACCACUUGAAAAUCCAGCUGAAUUCAUGCUAGACGUGAUUGGUGCCGGAGCCACUGCUUCUAGUGAAAACGACUGGCACCAAACAUGGACCCAGUCAAGGGAAUCUGAAUUGCUACAAGAGGAUAUUGAAAACAUCCACGCCGAUGGGCAAAAACAUCCACCGAUCAAAGCUACUUUUCGCUCGGAUUUCGCUACCCCUUGGGCAUACCAAACCUGGACAUUGUUGAAGCGGGCGAUGCUGGAUCAUUGGCGAAACCCAACCUAUUUGAUGGCCAAAAUCAUGCUUAACAUUGUAGGCGGGCUACUUAUUGGAUUUACGUUUUUCAAAAGGAAAGACACCAUCGAAGGCACCCAAAAUAAGCUUUUCUCAAUUUAUAUGGGUUUGAUUCUGAGCGUCCCACUUGCAAAUCAACUUCAAGUUGUAUUCUUGAAGAUGCGUAAUAUUUAUGAGAUCCGCGAAAGACCCAGUCGAACGUAUGGAUGGACGGCUUUAGUAACUUCACAAAUCCUGGUCGAAAUUCCUUGGAAUAUCUUGGGAUCUACUCUGUUCUUUUUGUGCUGGUAUUGGACUGUUGGAUUCCCGAGCUCUCGAGGGGGUUUUACCUAUUUGCUCUAUGGCGUGCUCUUUCCUGUCUACUACACCACAAUCGGUCAGGCCGUUGCUGCUAUGAGCCCCACCGCCGAAAUUGCUGGCAUUUUAUUCAGCUUUUUGUUUUCCUUUGUCUUGACGUUCAAUGGCGUUCUCCAGCCUUAUUCCCAACUUGGUUGGUGGCAAUGGAUGUAUAGAAUCUCUCCCUAUAGCUACCUCAUCGAGGCAUUAGUAGGGCAAGUGACCGGCGGACAGCUCAUCAACUGCGCCUCUACGGAACUGACCACCAUUGAACCGCCCUCGGGAUCAUCUUGUGGAUCUUAUCUGGGGCCUUUUGUUUCAAUGCAGGGGGGAUAUCUAGUCAAUCCAAGCGCUACAAGCAGUUGUCAAUAUUGUGCAGAUCGGACGACAGACCAAUGGCUUCUGCAGAUGUUUAAUAUUUCACCCUCCCACCACUGGAGAGACCUUGGUAUAUUUUGCGCAUUUAUAGUCUUCAACACAGCAGCUGUUUUUAUCUUCACAUAUCUCUUCCGUAUCCGUUCGUAUAGUUUCUUUGGCACUUUCUUCCGUUGGCUGGGGCGUCUUUUGCCAUCCAAACACCAAAAAAGUAAAACCAGAGAAGUUGGCACAACAUAG